UCCCCCUCCCCCUCCCCCUCCCAGCUCCAGCCCAGAGACAAUGCGAUCCCAACCCCCCGUUGCGCUAGCAAUGGCGAAGCCGGCGCGCCCCUCGCCCACAAGCAGCUGCUUUUGGGGGUGAGCGUCUGGGCGCCGAUCCCACCCCCAGUCGUUUGCAACUGUCCGAGGAGCUGGGGAAAGUGCGGGAUCCUGCAUGCCAAGAGGCGCUCCCCUUCUGGAGGCGAAGGGGCUUUGGAGGAGAUCGGCGGAGCCCUAACGCUGAAGUCCCUCUUUUCUCCAGCUUCUUGAGCAGCAAGAGAGGGGGAGACUUCUGGUGGAUGGACUCGCCCUGGGAGAGACCAUGGCCAGCAUCUCUUCCUUUGGCAAGUACACUCAUGCCAUUGUCCGCUGCAUCCCUUCCUCGUUUGGCACGGCAGACACGAAGGCAGAGGGCUCCAAUGGUGCGACUGAGCCAGUGGACCUGGCCAAGGCCCACCGGCAGUAUGGCGUCUACACAGGCAUCUUGCGGCAGAAGCUAGGGCUGCAAGUCAUUGAGCUGGCGGCAGAUGAAGACCUCCCCUAUUCAGCACUGGUGGGGGAUCUGGCAGUGAUUCAGGGAGACACUGCACUGCUCACGCGGCCGUGGGAGUCAUCACGGCGAGAGGAGAUCAGCAGCAUCAAGAAAGUCUUGGAGGAGCUAAAAUUGCGUGUGGUAGAAGUUACAGAUGAAGGAGCCACCCUGGAUGGGAGCGAUGUCCUUUUCACAGGUAGAGAGUUCUUUGUGGGCAUUUCCAAGUGGACUAAUCACAGAGGAGCAGAGAUGGUUGCUGAUGCUUUCAGGGAUUUUGCGGUGUCUACCGUUCCUGUCUCGGGCACAUUGCAUCUCCGCAGCUUCUGCAGUAUGGCUGGGUCUGACACGGUUGUUAUUGGCAGCAGUGAUGUAGCCAAGAAAGCCAUGAAGACCAUGGAGCAGUUAACCGAUCACCACUAUGAAACGCUGACGGUGCCCGAUGACCCGGCCGCCAACUGUAUCUAUGCGCGGCUUGGCCAGAAGAGCAGCAUCCUCUUGCAUCGCAGUGCAGAGGAGUACCCUCACAGCCUGCAACCCUUCCAGAAGCUUCCAGAUUAUACCCUCAUCCCAGCUGCCUGCACUGAGGUGGCCAAACUUGGUGGGACUCUCAGUUCCUGCUCUCUCCUCAUCAACAAGAAGCUGGAGAUCUAGUGCCUAUUGAAUCUCAUAUACAGGGAAUCACAAUCCCUGAAGAGGAAGCCCUCCCUUAAGUUCCUGUGUGCAGGCGCCCCUGCUUUUCUUAACUUCUUCACGAGACAAGAGCACCCCACCUUAAUUUGGCCUUAAAUUUUGCGGUUGUCUGUCUUUUCACUACAUUGGAUCUUCACUUCCAUGGAGUCCCACCAAUAUCUUUAUUUCCUGACUCUGCUUACUACUCUGUACCCUCUAGAAAGCCCUUCACCUCUGAUUAGAUAGCUUAUCUUGUUUCUAGUGCUUAGCAGGGAAUCAGACGUUUUAGCCCUUUAGACACCAAUUGCUGCUUUUAAUAAGGUUCUCUCACGUUUGUAGCCUGUUGUGUAUGAACUGAGAGGUCCAUUGCUUUGUUGCUGAUGGGUUUUUUUUGCGUCAGACUCUUGGAAACUGGUAUUGAGAGAAAUAAAGUUUGUAUCCAAGAUGGUGACUAGAGUGGAGUCAGAAAGCAGAAAAUAUUCUGGUAGUGGAGGCUCUCCUAUUGCAAGUAGUUUUUCCAGAAGUGGGCUGCCAAUUUGGCAGACAAGUUAAUAUUACAUUGCUCCAGAACGGGGCGAUUUCCAGACGAGACACCUUUAUUUUUCUGCAGUUACAAAUCCCAUCGCCUGAUUAUUUAUAUCUAAUGUAGGGAGAAUUUGCUAGUGUACCAUGUGUACCUUAUAAUGAGAUCCCCCCGCCCCGUAUCUUGGCUCUAGAAGAAUCUGUAAAGACUAUCUUGUAUGACUGUUCAGUCUGCCACAUACAUCUCUAUGGUGCUGCAGUUUUGGGACAGAGAGAUUGGAGUUAAACCCACUUUCCCACCCCCAAACUCAGAAGAAUCGCUUUCCUGCUGCCACCUCAACAGAUAACCUCGCUGCGGAGUUGCAGGCUGAAGCAGCCCUGGAGGAGCAGCACGAUAAAAGAAUGCAGUUGUGUGAAAUGCUGCUUCCUCUCUUCCAGUGGCACUGUGUCCGUGUUUGUGUAAUGUAGUUGGGGGCCCCUUGGUAGGAAUGUUCUUGAAAGCUGUAGGGGAAGUGCCCUCUGUUGGGGAAUAGGCGUAUUGACAAAUGUAGGACUUUAGAUUCACUCACUGCCUCUUGAACCUUUUGUGGAAAUAAAAAAAGACCAAACCAACUCCUGUUCUUGAAUCGUUUUUGGCUUGAUUCCUGUGCUUUUAGGCCUCUGGGCUAGGCUUGUUAGCCUGGUGACCUCUGCUUUAAUGCACUUAGCAUGUUGUGUAUUAUUUUGGGGCAAAAAUAAUUCUGUCAAAUUCUAGAUGUGAAGUUAUGCCAUGUAUGGUUUAAUUUUGAAUUUCAGGUCAUACAGCAAUUGAAAGGGCCAAUAAAAGGAGGUGUUAAUCUGAA
Messenger RNA from Hemicordylus capensis (graceful crag lizard), 2583 nucleotides. RefSeq names its product dimethylarginine dimethylaminohydrolase 2 (gene DDAH2). Lineage: Eukaryota; Metazoa; Chordata; Lepidosauria; Squamata; Cordylidae. The record is from RefSeq and is a predicted model, not a curated record. The transcript has 7 exons. Gene Ontology annotation, biological process: positive regulation of nitric oxide biosynthetic process; arginine metabolic process. The coding region runs from base 341 to 1201 and encodes 286 amino acids. Gene Ontology annotation, molecular function: amino acid binding; dimethylargininase activity.